Molecule: messenger RNA, 840 nt
Organism: Microthlaspi erraticum
Lineage: Eukaryota; Viridiplantae; Streptophyta; Magnoliopsida; Brassicales; Brassicaceae
Source: the annotation of a GenBank genome assembly
AUGGCCACUGAAGAGAAUCUAGAGGAAGUCAACUACAUUGGAGGAAACUAUGGGAAUAGAGGAUUCAAUCCACCAUUUCGCGCGCAUCCAAACCUAUCAUACCGGAGCAACAAUGUGGAGAAUCCAAAUGACCAAGUCUACCCCAAUCAAGGAGCGUAUCAAGGAGGCCAAUACCAAUCCAAGCCACAACAAGUCUAUCCAAGAGGGAUGUACCAAGUGAAGCAACCAUUCACUUUUUCUCAAGAAACAAAUCCAACCCAAACCGGAGAGAAGGUUGACGUGGCGUUGAAGAAAUACAUGGAGGAGCAGAGAUUGAUCACCAAGAACCUAUAUGAGAAGCUUGAUCACAUGUUUGGUGAUCUAAGCAGCAAGUUUGGGUCUCUCUCUACUCACGUUCAAAAGCUUGAGGUGCAAAUCGCUCAAACAGCCGAGGCGGCCAAGAAACAAAAUGAGGUAAACACUCAAAAAUUUUGUAGUGUUGUCUCAUCUAUAGAUGGCACAAUUGUUCCUACACUAUCUCAAGGGGAAGAAGAAGAAAAUGAGCCUAAGGAGAGGCACAAACCGGAGAGAUACAGUUGGGAAUCAAGAAGAGCUUACAAGAGAAGACUUGAAGGCAAGCCACUACAAAAACAAGAAGAUCCGGGGAAGUUUGUGAUAACUUCAAGUAUCAAUGGCAUUCAACUCCAUGAUUGCCUAUGUGAUACUGGUGCUAAUGUUAAUCUAAUGUCUCUUGCACUUGCAAAAGAUUUGGGAUUCAAGGAAUUCAAGAGCCCCAAGAUAAGAGUCGAGUUCGCGGAUCUAUCGUGCAUGGAACCUAUGGAAUGCUUGAAGAUGUCAUGA